AUGGCGAGUUCCAACUCCAGCAUCCCUAUCAAGGCAGAACAAGAUUCGGAUGGCUCGGCACAAAGCACAGCUGAUAUGACCGCUUUUGUGCAAAACCUUCUAAUCCAGAUGAGCAUCAAUGACCUCAAGGCUGAGAUGGGCAGUGAAGGGAUGCCGACGCCAUCUAAGACAAAGCAAGACUCAAAACCUUCAGAUAGCUCUGCAUGA
This is a messenger RNA of Miscanthus lutarioriparius, 207 nucleotides long. Lineage: Eukaryota; Viridiplantae; Streptophyta; Magnoliopsida; Poales; Poaceae. The record is from the annotation of a GenBank genome assembly.